Messenger RNA from Boleophthalmus pectinirostris (great blue-spotted mudskipper), 1278 nucleotides. Its product is annotated as phosphatidylethanolamine-binding protein 4. The record is from RefSeq and is a predicted model, not a curated record. The transcript has 7 exons. NCBI's taxonomy places the organism in Eukaryota, Metazoa, Chordata, Actinopteri, Gobiiformes, Gobiidae. The coding region runs from base 90 to 674 and encodes 194 amino acids.
GUCAUACAUAUCUGCUGCGCUGACACGGAUCAGACCAACGAGGAAACAAACAACAAGCGCACAAUACACCGCCGGAACAAGUUAAGAAAAUGGGACCUUGGACACAUUUUCUUGCCUUGGCCAUGGCUCUCUGUCUGUGCCAGAGUGAAAUCACAGAAGAAAAACUGAGCACCCUGGACGUGUCAUUCUGCAAAGGCAGUUUGAAGGUGAUCUAUCCAAAGUUGGACAUCAGUGAAUGUCUUGUGAUCCCACAGCACUUUAGAGAGGAGAUCAGCACAGUGUGGAAGGCCCCAGACAUUUACUUUUCAGCAGCCAAGGAGAAAAAGUUGUACGUCCUGGUGAUGGUUGAUCCUGAUGCAAAAAGUCGUGCUGAUCCAGAAUUCGCCUACUGGCGGCACUGGCUGGUCGCGGACAUUCAGGGCACUUCACUCAAAAAAGGACACAUAAAAGGCACCACACUAACUGACUAUCGCCCACCGACACCACCAAGCAAAUCUGGCUUUCACCGUUACCAGUUCAUGUUGUUAGAGCAGCCGGCAGACGCCCAAGUGACACUGACUGAGGCAGAGAAGUCUAGCCGAGGCAAAUGGGAUGUUGACGCCUUCCUAAAGCGGGCUGGACUUGGAGCACCUGUGGCCACUCUGCAGUACCUCACUCAAAACUAUAGAGACUGAGAAUUAUGGUUUCAAGUUUUCUUAGAAAUAAAAUAUCCCAAAAUUAUUUUAUAGGCAUCUUGUUUCUUUUGCUCUUGCACAAAAGCAUACAUUAUGAAUUCUCUAUUAAACGUUUGGAAUUUUGGAGAUUGCUGUUACUAUGUAUGACAUAAUAUUAUUCUUCUGUUUUUUAAAGUAGUGCUGGUGAAAUUCUGGUUUAUUUUGCUGCAGGUUUUAGUAUCAGAGGGGGUUGGGAGGAUUUGGGAGAUAGUUUUUGACCUCACUGGGGACUUCGCUUUAGUUUCCAAACAGAGAAGGAAGAUGGCUCGAUAUCACAACUUGGUGUGGAAAGAGUUGAUUCUAAAUUCAGGGGCGGAAACACGUCAGGGCCUAAAAAAGGAAGUAGGAGGUGAAACCGAGACCGCAGCACUGCCGGAUGCCACAGUGGAACUUAAACCAAAAUACUCUAUAGUGACAGGGCAGGGGGAGGGACUGCCCAGUCUGUGGUGAAAUGAACUGUGUUUGUGUAAUUGUUUAUCAUAUUUCCAUUGACCCAACUGUUGAAUUGUCAUAACCAUACUCUUUUCUUUUUUCUGAAUGGCUGAAGUAAAAGCAUCUAAAGUGG